This is a messenger RNA of Microplitis demolitor, 3466 nucleotides long. RefSeq names its product sphingomyelin phosphodiesterase 4. The coding region runs from base 737 to 3085 and encodes 782 amino acids. Gene Ontology annotation, molecular function: sphingomyelin phosphodiesterase D activity. The transcript has 8 exons. NCBI's taxonomy places the organism in Eukaryota, Metazoa, Arthropoda, Insecta, Hymenoptera, Braconidae. The record is from RefSeq and is a predicted model, not a curated record. Gene Ontology annotation, biological process: glycerophospholipid catabolic process; sphingomyelin catabolic process; ceramide biosynthetic process.
UCAUCAAACAUUAUAUCGAUUAGUAAAUUUUUAUCCACACUUAAUUAAUUAAUAAACGAAACAUAGAUAUUUUAUUUAAAUUUAUUCUACAAAGAUACGACAAAAAAAAAAUUUUUAAUAAUGAAAGGCAAAAUAAACAUUUAAAAUAAGUUGCUAACUUUAAUUGUAUCAAUAUUUGAAAUAUUUUUUUUUCUUUGAAAUGAAGCAUAGCUAAAUAUAUAGAAGGCUAGACAGAGACAAGGUUACUCCAGGUGUGCUCCAGGUGUACAUUUUUAAUUCUCAUCUUGAAAUUGUUAUAUUUAAAUUAAUAAAUAUUUUUAAUUACAUUUUAUUAUGGGAUUUUGAAUGUAAUAUAAUUAUAAAUUCAACAUUUAUUUUAAAAGUAGUGGAGAUAAAUGAUAUUCGAAAUAAUUUACUCAUGCCCAUUGACUAGAGUGUAACAAAAAAAUUGCAUGUUUUUUUAAUUUUUGAAAAAUUUACGGGAUGUAAUUGUUGAUAUAUCCAAAAAAUGUAUUUGCAGCUUUACAAAAUAAUUUUUCUGUAAAAAGAAGAGUCCAAAUAUCGAUUUCCUCAGCUAUGUUUCUACAGAUGCAUAUUUUUUAUGUAUAUCCAUUUAUGCAAAAGUAUGUGUAAGCCAUUGUUGAGUUUACCGGCUUAGCGACAGUUCCGAUCUAGUAGAGGAUAGUGAGGGAAAAGUGGAGUCACAUAUCUAUAUAUUUUUAGAGUUUAGAUUAUUAUGGCUUCUUCCGCAGAUAUUGCAACAGCAAGAUUGCGAGCAUAUUUGAAUUUGCCAUUGAUAGAACGUUGUAAAGAAUUAGCAGUAUUUAUAGUCGAAUCUAGCACAACGGAACUACAGCAUGUUUUUCCAAUUCUUAUAGAUUCUAUUUUUGGUGUAACAACUAAUGUAGGAUGGGGCUUACACAACAUUAAUUUAAAAAAACAUCCUUAUGAACAUGAAACACUAUGCAAUUUUUUUGGUCCUCAAGGACCUAUAUUUACUUUAUGUUAUAAACUUUUGCCUGAUUGUUAUCUGAAAUAUAAUUUUCCUAUUUCAUUUCUUCCUACAAAAAUAAAGCUAUUAGUAGAAGAAGGUAUCAUCCCACCUUUUUACCAGGAUAAAUUAAAAGAUGACCAUAAUACAAGAUGUCCUACUGCUUUAUUAUUGAAUCCUUUUGAAUACUAUAUAUUUCACUUUGCUUAUCAUUUAACAAAUCCAUGGCUACAACUUCAUUUAAAUGAUGAUGUUUGGACGAAUUGGGAAACUGCUUACGUUCAGCUAGCUCAUUUAUAUUUAUAUCAUUUUUUACCACGAGAUAAUUCUCCGGUAUUACCUAUAAUUGGACCAUAUGUAAGAACAACACCGCCAAGAAAAUUAAUGCAGUCACCUGAUUUAAAAAGACUGCAAACUCCACGACUUUUGAGAACUUCUAUACUAUCUCCAGUUUCGUCUCCACCGUCGGGAGUUCCUCAACAACAGUGUUUACCUCAAGUGUGGCGUAGUGAAACUGUUGUCCAAGUAUUUUUAGAUUUUUGGCUUGAAUAUACAGAAGAAGAUAAGUUAAUUUCAUCGUUGAAUCCUUCUUUAUCUUCUUCACUACCACGAAGAAAUAGUAUUCAUUCUGGGGAGCAUAUUCGAUUGGUUCGUGCUUUUAUAAAAACGUUACAUGAAUUUGCAAAUAGUGCAACGGGUAAUAAAAGUGCGAUGGAUGAAUUAAAAAGAAUAAUACUUCCGUCAAUACAAGGAAAAAUUUACACCUUUCUACGACAAGCUAUUUAUCAUUGGCCACUAGAUAGUUCAUUUAGACUCAUUCUUGAAGCUUGGUUAAGUUUUAUUCAACCCUGGAGAUAUAUUCCAGACUUUGGAAUCACGAAGGGUACAAAAUGUAGUGAAGAAGAAAAAGGAAAAAUUUCUGAUCCAUCAUACUGGAUGCCAUUUGUGGCUAAUAAUUUGUUAGCUUAUACUGCAAUUUUUCAGCAGCUAUUACCAAGAUUCAUGCGAACUGAUCUGGUAGCACCAAAAAAUGCUUUGAUGCUCUUUAGAGUUACUAAAGUAUUUUCUCAGCCACAUUUAGCGGUUAUGUUGGCUGAAGCUGAAAGUUGUAUAAGUGAUACAAGUUUAACUCGAAGCAAAAUAUCAACAAGUCAAUGGAAUAAUAUUAUUAGACAACAAAUUGUUGAACUUGAAGGUUCGACGUACCAAUAUAUUCCAAUGUUCUCCGCAACAACAUCGAGUCAGAUUAUAAAACUUCUGAUAACAAUAAAACAAGCUUAUCUUACUUCAGUCAGUAUAGUCGAAGCUUUGGAAAAAAGACGCACAGAAAGAAAAUUUUUUAAGUCUUUAUGGGAAUUUUUUAAUGGUGAUGAAUGUACUGACGAUGAUAUUGGGUUAAUUGAAAGAAAAAGAGUACCUGGAUUAUUAGCUAAUGCUCAGCAACAAUUAGUUGAUAUAUUUGAACUUGGUGACAUUCCUGAAGCUUUUAUCGCUGCUGACAAAGAGUAUCAUGACAGUAUUUUAUCCACAUCUUUCUGUCAUCAAUCACACAUGAAUUCCAGUAUGGAUUCUAGUCGACCGGGUGAAUUUGUAUUAAUUCGAAACGCACAUCAAAAUUGUAAAUGUAUGGAUUAUAUGGGAGAUCCAGAAUUAAAACCUGUAUCUUCAAAUGAAUCUGCAUUCCUAGUACGCUUAUUGUAUAGGUUUUGUGAAGUUAUUAAUCAUAAGUAUGAAACAAAGAUCAUAUCAAUGUAUAAUAGGAAUGAUUUUAUUGGAAGAAUUGCCAGAAAAAUUCUUCAACCACCAACAACGGUUAUUCAACUACCAAAACGUACACAAUCAGGUUUUUUACCAAGAGAAGAACGAUGUCUUCCGCCACGAUUGUCUCUAAGAAUUCUCGCAAGACAUAACUUUAUUGUACUUAUGCUUCUUGGAGCUUUUAUAUUUUGUCUUAUGGGUUAUAGUGUACCCUUUUUUAUAUGUUUUUCUUGGUUUCUUUGGAUAGUUUACAUUCUUAUUGGAGCUGCUUGUGAACCAUGGGUUUCCAGAUUUCAUGUUGAUAGUUUCAGAUCCAACAAUCAACUUUUUCAAUAAACUAAUAAUAAUAAUUAACUCAAAUUCUAUGGUGUGAUUCCAUAUUAAAUACCUUGUAAUUUUUUUACAUUCGAGACAAAUAAAUGAAGUCAUAAAAAAAAAAUAUAAAAUAUGAUUUUUUAUAAUUAUGAAGACUAGAGGGGAUUGAUGCUUCCAAUAUUAUAUUUUACAUUUUUUUUUCUACGUAACACUUCAACAAAAAUAUUAGUAAAAAAAAAAAUGUUUUUCAAUGUCACAUUACAAUGCAAGAUAAACUAUUAAUUAGUUAACUAUCUAAAAUUUAAGUAAGAAGUUUAAAUUUUGAAAUAUGUUUUAUUUAAAUAGAUACUGAAAAAUUUUUUUUGUAUGAUAAAAAAAAAGCACCAAUAUAAAAUAGAUCAA